Molecule: messenger RNA, 1230 nt
Organism: Mandrillus leucophaeus (drill)
Lineage: Eukaryota; Metazoa; Chordata; Mammalia; Primates; Cercopithecidae
Source: RefSeq, a predicted model, not a curated record
AUGCCAAAAGGGGGACUCUCCAGGCAUAGCUCUUGCCUUCUGGCAGCCUCUGCAGGCCCCAGUUCUCCAAAAGUUGGUCUCUCCCAACCCAGCUCCUACCUCACGUCAGCCUACACGGGCCCAAACUCUACCAUACAGUGGCCCUUCCAGGCCCACCACUUGCCUGAUCAUGGCCUCCUCAGGCUAAAAACUUCCUCCAUUCAGCCUGUCCAGGCCAAGAUCUUCCUCCCAAAGGCCUCUGCAGGCCCAAAUCGUCCUGAAGUCAGCCUCUGCAGGCCCAGAUCCUGCCUCUCAGUGCUGUGUAGCCAGACAACAACCUCUGUGGACGUACCUCCUGUCAAGCUCCUGAUGGCCUAUAUAGACCGAAAACACCCUCAAGCCAAGCUCAUCAGGCCAAAUUCCGGCCACAUGGGGGCCUCUGCAGGCCCAAACCAACCUAAAUCCAGAGCUCCUCUUGCCAUUCGGCAGCUGCGACAGGCCCCACUCCUGCCUCCCGGUGGCCUGUUUAGGCCCAGCUCAUUCGUCACGGGGAACGGCCUUUCCAGGCCCAGUCUUUGCAUUUUGGCGGCCUCUCUAGGCUCAGGACUUCCUCAGGCCAGCCUCCCCAGACCCAGUUGCGGCCUCCCGGCCUCCUGUCGAGGCCCAGCUCUUCCUGCUGCUGGCUGCGGCCACAGGCCCAACUCCUGCCUCACAGCAACCGCUUUGGACUCAGCUCCGGCCCAGCUCUGCUCCGCGGCCUUUGUAGGCCCCCAACGUCCUGAAGCCAGGCUCUGCAGGCCCAGCUCGGGCCUCACGGUGGCCUCUCCGGGCUCAGCUCCUGCCCUCCGACGGCAUCUCCCUCUAGGCCCAGCUCGGGCCUCCCGGCAGCCUCUGCAGGCCCAAGUGGUCCCGGAGUCGGCCUCUCCAGGCCCGGCUCCGGCCUCCCGGCGGCCUCUCCAGGCGCGAAACGUCCUCAGGUGGGCCCCUCCAGGGCCAGCUCCCGCCUCCCGUCGGCCUCCGCAGGCCCGGAACUUUGUCCCGUCAAGCUCUUCAGGCCCACCUCCUGCCUCCCGCUGGCCUACACAGCCCCAGCUCUGGCUUGAGAACAGCCUCUGCAGGCCCCGUUCCUGCCUCCCUGGGGCCUCUCCAGGCCCAGCUCUCGCCUCACGGCGCCUCCCCGGGGCCACAUUCCUGCUUGGCUCCCGGCUGCCUCGACAGGCCCAGCUCCUCCCUCCGCGGUGGCCUGUUUAG